GAUGUGCGGGUCACAGGCAACAGCAUUUCCGUUUCCGGCUCGCCUCCGGUGCCAUGGCGACCGCGAGGGCAGUGAGACUUCUGCAGUCUUCAAGCAGAUGGCGUCUCGGCCGUAGAGAAGUUCCCCAGUCCCGCGCGCUCGCCGCCCUUGUGCCCGGCGUAUCUCAGGUGGAUAACAGCUCCGAUUUUCUGGGGAAGAGGCCCCAUCGCCGGCACCCCGGCAUCCUGCAGCUGCCAUGCGUAGAGCUGCCGCAAGCACUGGCUGCCGCCGCGCAGCUCCUCCUGCUCCAGAGCGCGAUGCCCAAUGUGGAGAAGCAGGUGCGGGCACUGACGAAUUAUCUCUGGAGCCGGCAUUUACCUGUAGGGCCGGAGGAGUUGCAAAGACGGGCUGUGUACCUUGAGGAAAAAUUCUUGGAAAACCCAGAUUUAUCUCAGUCAGGGGAGAAACUUCGUGAAACGGUGCUGCGUGCCCUACGCAAAACUACAUACCAUUGGCAAGAACUGAGCUACAAUGAGAAACUGAGCCUGGUGUAUAUGGCAGCAAGACUGGAUGGUGGCUUCGCAGCAGUCUCCAGGGCAUUCCGUGAGAUCCAGGCUCGAGUUCCAGAGUUCCAGCCCCAAACCUUACUGGACUUUGGUUCAGGUACUGGUUCUGUCACUUGGGCUGCUCACAGUACUUGGAGCCAGAGCCUACGAGAAUAUAUGUGUGUGGACAGCUCAGCUGCUAUGUUGGAUUUGGCGGAGAAGCUACUGAAAGGUGGCUCAGAAUCUGGGGAGCCUUAUGUUCCAGGUGUCUUUUUCAGACAGUUUCUACCUGUAUCACCCAAGGUACAAUUCGAUGUGGUGGUAUCAGCCUUUUCCCUAAGUGAACUGCCCAGCAAGGCUGACCGCACUGAGGUAAUCCACACCUUAUGGCGCAAGACAAGUCAUUUUCUGGUAUUGGUAGAGAAUGGAACAAAAGCUGGGCACUCCCUUCUCAUGGAUGCCAGGGACCUGGUCCUUAAGGGCAAAGAGAAGUCACCUUCAGACCCUCGACCUGGCUUUGUCUUUGCUCCAUGUCCACAUGAACUUCCUUGUCCCCAGUUGACAGCCUCUAAGCCCCUGGCCUGUAGCUUUUCUCAGGCUUACCACUCCAUCCCCUUCAGUUGGAAUAAGAAGAAUCUAAAAGAGGAAAAGUUCUCCAUGGUAAUUCUUGCCCGGGGGUCUCCAGAAGAGGCUAAUCGUUGGCCCCGUAUCACUCAGCCUGUCCUCAAACGGCCACGCCAUGUGCAUUGUCACCUGUGCUGUCCAGAUGGGCAUAUGCAGCAUGCUGUGAUCACAGCCCACCGGCAUGGCAGGGAUUUGUAUCGCUGUGCUCGUGUCAGCUCUUGGGGAGAUCUUUUACCUGUGAUCACACCUUCAGAGUCGGAGCUUCCUCCGUCCCCUGCUAAAGAUCCCCCUGGAAGUUGACGAGGAUGCAUAACAAGUAUUUGCUUACACAGGCCUGCCAAGGGUGAAGGUACCUGGUAUCCAGGAUGGGAGUGGUCGCAGCCCUAUGUAUCCGUUUGAGGUUUUAAUAAUAAAAAGUUUGCAAAAAGUAGAAAUGGAUCUUGUGAUUCUUAAAAGG
This is a messenger RNA of Panthera uncia (snow leopard), 1605 nucleotides long. RefSeq names its product methyltransferase like 17 (gene METTL17). Gene Ontology annotation, biological process: translation. The transcript has 14 exons. The record is from RefSeq and is a predicted model, not a curated record. Gene Ontology annotation, molecular function: methyltransferase activity; structural constituent of ribosome. Gene Ontology annotation, cellular component: mitochondrial small ribosomal subunit. Bases 54 to 1448 code for a protein of 464 amino acids. NCBI's taxonomy places the organism in Eukaryota, Metazoa, Chordata, Mammalia, Carnivora, Felidae.